AUGCUGCCGCGCGUCGAUGCCGCGGCAGCGCAGCAUGGCAGCGGCGCUCGCAGCGGUCGCAAGCUGGUGGACAUGGCGCAGAAAGCGCGCGGGAGGACGCCUUUGAAGUACGAGGUCACCAUCAUCCCCUUCUUCUGCGGCGAGCUGCCGUCUGGCCUUGACAGGCUGUCGUUUGUGUGGGAGCGGGGAUCCAAGGUAUUUGCAACAGAGCCUGAGCCGGUUAACCCGCACACCAAGGCCUGCUUCUGGCAGCAGUACCUACGGCAGACCAUAACCGUGUACCAGGACGGGGGUGUGUUUGUGCCCAAGGAGUACACCCUCAAGGUGCAGGCCGUCAGGGCGCGCGGCCGGGGCGCCGAGGACCGCCGCACGGUGGGGAAGGUCAAGGUGGACCUGGCGGCGUUCUGCAAUGCAGAGGUGGAGCCGCUGCCGCGCGAGGUGUUCCUGCAGCUCAAGCCAGUAGGCAAGCUCAAGCUGUCGAUCAAGGCCGGCUGGCUCAAGGGCGCCGCCAUUGACCUGGACGCCCUCACUGAGGCCUCCUUCUACACGCAGCGCAGCGGGGAGGAGGCCGACCACUGCGGCGGCGGCACGGCACGCAGUCACUUUGGAGCGGGAGAGGAUGAGCAGGACUUGAGCGGGUUCGAGGGGGUCGCGGCGGCCGGCCAUGUCGGAAGUACAGGGGCGGUGGGCACCCCUGCGGCGGGUGCGCGUGGCGGUGCCGGCGGCGCGACGGCGGCUGGCCGGCAGCAGCAGCCGCAGCCGCAGGGCCAGCAGGGUGCAGCGGCCUCGUUGCCGGUGACGCAGCAGCACAAGGGGAGCCCUCUGGCAACCAUCAGCUCGCCGGCCAACAGCGCCACUGGCGGGUCACCGCGCAUCGCUGCAGCAGCGGUGGGCGGAGGUGCCCGGCCCAAGCUGCCAGGGGAGAUUGCACAGUUUGAGGUGCCCCUUUCGGCCGAGGAGCAGCGCGAGGAGGUGGAGCGCCAGAAGCGCAAGGUCAUGGAGGCGGCCGAGCAGCACAUUGCGGCCAUGCGUCGUGACAUGGAGGACGCCCUCAGGACAGAGCUGGUCCUGGCAAUGCAGUCACAGCGCACCGCCUGGUGGCAGGCACUCUGCUGCUGCUGGCCCAGGCGGCAGGCCUACGCGCGGCCGACAAAUGAGGUGGCUACGGUUGAGAUUGUGGCGCCAGGCGCCGCUGUGCCACUCACUUGUGCGGACCUCUAA
Molecule: messenger RNA, 1221 nt
Organism: Monoraphidium neglectum
Lineage: Eukaryota; Viridiplantae; Chlorophyta; Chlorophyceae; Sphaeropleales; Selenastraceae
Exons: 7
Coding region: 1-1221 (406 amino acids)
Source: RefSeq, a predicted model, not a curated record